AUGGCGACACAGUCGCAGGCUCCGGAGUCCCGCUUCGAGCCAUGCGCCUCGACAGCCUCGUUAUUUCUCUACAGCCAAGACUCCGUGAUCUUAUGCUUACACCAUGACACCCUGGCAAUCGAGCGCCGAUUCGAAAACCACUCGGACAAAAUCGAGUUCAUCUCCGUGGACAACGUCAGCGAGCGCGGGAACGGACGCCUGGUGGUCAGUUACGAUGUGGGCCAAACAGCGAUUGUCUGGGAUAUUUUUACAGGGACGGAGAUCGCGCGCUUUGCCUCGUUCGAGAGCUUGACAGCGGCGGUGUGGAUGCGCAAUAGGAAUGUGGCAUUCGGAAACAGCAAGGGCGAGGUUAUACUGUUUGAGCCCCAAACAUCCGAGCAUCUUUCGACUCGAACCAUCUUUGAUCCGAUCACAGCGCUCGCCCCGGCAGCCGAUUCCCGCACGUAUGCCAUUGGCUAUCAAAACGGGUCGAUAUUGAUCGCGAGCCUUCAACCUCAAUUCGCUAUCCUCCAUUCCUUGACUACUUCUCGUGGGCCUUCUCCAAUCAUCUCCCUUGCCUGGCAUGCUUCAUCCUCAAAGCAGAAGUCAGAUAUGUUGGCCACGCAGGCUUCCAAUGGGGACCUGAGGGUUUGGAGUGUAGCCAAGCCUCCUGGGAAAGAGGCACCGCGAGUAAUUCGCGUUUUAAAAAGGUCUGAUUCUACAUCGGCAGAUCCGAAGUGGAUGGCGUGGUCGAAAAACGGAAGAAUCGUCCAAUAUCUAGAAGGAGAAACCGUGUCCUGGGACGUUCGGACAAAACACGUAACGUAUGAGCCCAUUCCCACCAUCGACGGGGUCCGAGGCAUCGCCAACUAUGGCCCAACGGCGGCAUUAUUUACGCUUGGCCCCCACAACACAGUCCAACAGUACGACCUCGAUAGCCCGGCGAUGGUGGCCAAUGUGCAGCACAACCUGCCCACCACGACUCGAAUGAAAACCUCUGAGCGGAGCCGGUCACGAACACAGUCUCCGCACCGCUUGCAGGAUGCCCCGGAUAUCCGCGAACGAAGCGGUAGCAGACGGACUCCCGUCGCAUUCGAGACAAAUGUCGUUGAGAAUGCGAAGCAGCGGGGCCCAGACCUGAUGAGCCCUGUUUCUUCACGAAGCCAAACCGAAUCGGUGAGCUCGAAGGCGUCCUCGGCAAAAUACAAGCCGGAGAGGUAUUCACCACCGAGCCGGUCAGUUCAAAGCGGGACUUCAUUCUCGAUGAGUGGCCAGGAGACCCCACAGGCGUCGGCGUCUUUCCACUAUCCUUCCUCGGCCUCUAUGACUUCGAUGAAAAGUUCACGGGCAGGUUCUAGGUUGCGGAAUGAAGUCCAUAUGAGCCCUGCCGAGAAAAAUCCUUUGGAUUUAUUCCCAUUCACUCGCGCUCGACUGAAUGACGUGCCGUUUAGACAGCAACCACCUCUAGAUGAGUCUCAUUUGACUCCCGAUGAUUUGCGUCGGCAAAUGCUAAGCGUUGUCUUUGGUUGGGAUGGAGAUGUGAAGGAUCUCAUUCGGGAUGAGGUGAGUCGGCAUCAAGAGGGCAGCCAAAGCGCAAUUCUACUGGCCCAAUGGCUCGGCGAAACCAACAGCACGCAAAUGGCCUCGAUGAUUCAGCCCGGUCAAGUGACGACCUUGGACUGGAUGGUAUUGGCGUUGAGUCAAAUGAGUCGCAAAACACAGGCGAACAAGGUUGGUCAGGCCUUUGUGCAGAAGCUUCUUGAGCUCGGUGAUGUUCAUACUUCGGCCACCAUCCUCCUGGGUCUGGGAGACAGUAAUGAUGCGAUCGAGGUCUAUGUAUCGCGCAACUAUCUCAUGGAAGCCAUCCUGAUGACCUGUCUUCUCAAGCCAAGAGACUGGCAGCGUCAGUCGUAUCUGGUUCGUCGCUGGGGAGAGAUCGUUGUCGCCCAGUCUCAGCAAGAACUCGCUAUUCGCUGUUUUAUGUGCACUGGGGCCGAACCGACAGAGCCAUGGACAUCUCCAGGUGCCCAGCACGCUGCGACAUUUGGCCUAUCUUCUCCCGACCCUUUACUGAGCGCUGGACUUCCGUCAGGUCGACCCCUGCCGGGAUCCAACCGUCUUUCUAUUAAGGGGCCACCGCUCAAACUGAUUACCUCAUUCGACGCCCAGUCGAGCAUGCGACACCGAUUCCCGGGACUCCUGGACGAGCGGACACCCACAAAUGCACCUGGAGUCACCCCUAUCGCCGAUUCGGCUACGGUUGAAGGGAUGUCUCCUGGUGGCCUAGGACUUCACAAACUAAAUAACAUCCAGAGCUUGAACCAGGCUAUGACUUCUCGGACCAAUACUCCUUACACUCGAAAUCGUCUUCCAUCGAUUGGAGAAACUCCCAUUGAUGUGCACCCCCCUGCAUUCUCAAGAUCUAACACCGGGGAUUCAAGUAACUACGGUUCCACUUCAGAGCUCGAUGACACUAGUGGUCAGGAGCAGAGUCAAGAUGAAAUAACAGAGGAUAGUGGUCUAUUGACCUUGUCCUCGGCACGUUACAACCCUAAUUCGGAGACUCAUUCCAUUGGGCCAAGCCCUCAGACCGCCGUUCAAUUGCCGGAGAGCUUCAAGGGGCUGCCUUCGCCGGCGCCGGGCUUUAUCGAGGCCCUGAAGGAGCAUACAGACAUUAAAAAUGGCUCAAGAGACCGCAAACCGGAUGGACUCCAGAUUGAGCUGGUAGAGACCGAAGAAGCGCAACCUGACCCCCGCGAGCGGGUUGAUCUUCUUCCCAGUGCCCGAAGCACUUCGACCAUGCAGAGUUAUAAUUCCACCAAGAGCCCAAGUGUGAGCGUCCGUAGUAUUGAUCAAUAUAUCCGCAGUUUGGAUGAGGCAAAUUACCAUGCGAAGAAAUAUAGAAGUGGGCGCUCUCAAGGCCGUGGUCGACGCAACACAGACGAAACCGCCAGUCAAAGCUCUCGCACUCAGCAUCACCGUGAGAGAUCCCAGGAAUCGCGAGGCCGCAACGAUCGUCGAUAUAUUCAGCCUGCGAAACGUUCUCCUUCGUCUCCGGUGCCAAUGUCGCCCGAGGAACUGGCCCGAUACCAUAACGGCGAAGCUUUGACGCCCAUAGAGUCGAAAAAGAAGACACAUGGGCGAGCGAGGAGCGGGAGCACCAUGAGGAAAGAGGGAUCAUCUCGCCACCGCCAACGGUCCUCGAGCAGACACACAGCUAACCGCUUUGCAGGAGGAGAUAGACAAGAUGCGUCAGCCCGUGGGCGUAGUGUCGAGCGAGUAGGAUCUACCCUUCGAUCUCCAUCUUCUCCUCUGCCCAUGACCUUGCCCAUGACAUUGCCCAAUGAGGUCGAAAAUCCCCUUCGUUUGGUUGCCGAGAAUCAAAAGCGAUUGCGUUCGAAGGGGCGCAGUGCCAGUCGUCGCCGUGCCGAGAAAGAACCCAGCAGCCGGCGGGAGGCCUCUCCAGAGCCUAGACACAAGGUCUCUCGCAGUGUUUCGGAGAUUCGCCCGGCUCCUGAGCCAGAGGUCACGCUUGAGCCUGCGGGAUUGGAACAAUUGAGCGCCAAAACAUUUGGCCAGGAGGAUGUAAUUCUCAGCGCAGCCACCUUCAACCAGCAGGACUCCACCACAGAUGAAUCACAAGACUUUGUCACGUCGCCAACUACCCCGUUUGUGAGUCUGGCUGAAAAAAAGAGGCGAGAAUUGGCGGCGGCCGAGCUUGAAGCUCGUCGUCUCUCUCUUGCACGCAACCCUUCGGCACCUAACAUCCCUUUCCCUGGCGACCUCCAAUCUGCGCGAAGCCCGAUUGAAAGCCCCGUUUCUCAAUUCAAUGGAGGUGGGUAUUUUCAACGGGCUCCAUCACGGACUAUAAUGCCCAGCAAAAGCUCUCCUGACUACCAGAGCUCCGACUCUGGUUCCUCUAGAUCUGGGGCUGGGGUCCCUUUAGGGCUUCCCGCAACACCUCGAGCAAUGCGCCAUCCCAAGUAUGGCAUAGGGAAUGAGGAAGAGCGCCCUCCCUCUGUGCCUGCUAUUCCCACCGAUUACCAGGGCACUCUUCUUAGCGACGCUCGAUAUCAGAGUGAAGUGGAGGCAAUCGUGCGGGCGAACUCGGUUCCUGUAGCGGACCUCCAACCCAGCGGUGGCCCUGUGCCAAACGAUACCCCCAUGCACCCUCGUUUCAAUCCUCAUCUUCCACGAAGCCGCUCGACUAGCCGCAGCCGGACCAUGGGUCACCGACGUACAAGCUCGGGGGGCUAUGGAUCCCCCCACUCGGGCUCUCCCCAUCCCGGAUCGCCCUCGUUGGCCGUUAGCAUCGAGGAGUCAAUCGAGCAAGUCAUGCAAAACAGACCGGUUGGACAGCAAAGAGACUCAAUAAUCCCUCCUCCGCCACCCCCGCCGCCUCUUCUCCCGGAACUGCAGCACCUUACGACUCCCCCGCCCCCACCUCCAGCUCCCUUCCCCGGAGCUGAGGAUAGCCUCUCCCCCCGCGAGUCCUCUGGCACCAUCGACGUCGCUAUUGACAAUGCGCAAAUGGGCCACAUGCUCACUCGCGCAAUGACAGCAGCCCCAACUCUGCCCGGUCAAGAUUAUCUUCCCCGGGCGAACACGGCAGGCCCAGCCCUGGGCAGCCAGGAGCCUCGGCCAAACUAUACUCGCCGCAUGUCUUUCGAGCACCGACGCAACCGCAGCACUAAUAACGAAAGCUUUGCAAACAAGUUGCGCAGCCUGACGCGCAUGCGCAGCAAUAGUCGCAGCGCAGAACCGUGGGGCAACACUGAGGCCGAAUGGCCGUAUGGCUACGAGUCUAUCCCGCCUCGCGCAGCCUCUAGCCAAGACAAUGGCACAUAG
Messenger RNA from Penicillium macrosclerotiorum, 4827 nucleotides. Its product is annotated as WD40 repeat domain-containing protein. Gene Ontology annotation, biological process: positive regulation of transcription by RNA polymerase II. The transcript is spliced from 5 exons. Bases 1 to 4827 code for a protein of 1608 amino acids. Gene Ontology annotation, molecular function: transcription factor binding. Gene Ontology annotation, cellular component: nucleus. The record is from RefSeq and is a predicted model, not a curated record. Lineage: Eukaryota; Fungi; Ascomycota; Eurotiomycetes; Eurotiales; Aspergillaceae.